AUGGUUGGGGGAGAUACAUUUAGAUGCUUUAGGAAGAAGUGGUGGGAUAGUGGUGACGUGAGACAAAAGAUUUUGGAAAGGAGAGCUGGUGGAGGCUGUGCAGUCUAUGCAUCGUGUGAUAUUAUUAUCAGAAGAGAGCUUUGGUUGGAAUUGACUUCUAUAAGGAGUUUAUGUGAUGGGCCAUGGGUGGUUUGUGGUGAUGUCAAUGUCACAAGAUAUCCCAAUGAGAGGUCAGAAUGUCAAAGAAUCACAGGGGCCAUGACUGAAUUCACUGACUGGAUAAAUGAGAUGGAGCUCUUUGAUCCUCCUUUGUUUGGAGGAUCCUUCACUUGGAGAAGGGGUGAUAAUCAUAUGACAGCUUCCCGGAUAGAUAGAUUCGUAUAUUCUCAUCAGUGGGAGGAACUCUUUACACAGAUCAAGCAAGAUCUUCUGCCUAGACUAUACUCAGAUCAUAAUCCUAUAAUGCUAUCUUGUAGAGAUUUAAGUUUGAAGAAAUCUUACUUCAAAUUUGAACAAUGGUGGAUGGGAGCGGAAGGAUUCAGAGACAAGGUCAAGGAAUGGUGGAUUUCUUUUAGUGUAACUGGAACAGGUUCAUUUAUUCUGGCCACAAAAUUGAAGAUGUUGAAAGAUAAUCUGAAGGUAUGGGGUUUGGAGAACAUGAACAAUUGGAAACAGAAAAAGGAGGAUGUCUUGCACCAGUUAUCAAGUCUAGAAGAGGUCCAGGAGCAGAGAAUCCUAACUGAGGAUGAACUUCUCCAAAAAAUCCACUUAUCCAUGGAAUUCGAGGAAAUAUCCUGA
Molecule: messenger RNA, 798 nt
Organism: Lycium ferocissimum
Lineage: Eukaryota; Viridiplantae; Streptophyta; Magnoliopsida; Solanales; Solanaceae
Exons: 2
Coding region: 1-798 (265 amino acids)
Source: RefSeq, a predicted model, not a curated record